AUGAAGAGGUGGCAAAGAAUUAAAGACCUAAGGUCCAACGCCUUUGAUGAUUCUGCUUUAACAGAACAUUAUAGCAUCCUAAGUACCGUUGGGUAUGGAGCAUUUGGUCAAGUCAAACUGGCGAGACACCUCCUGACCCAGACAGCAGUAGCGGUAAAAAGUGUCCCGAAAGGCAGGCUGUACGCCCUCCCCAAGUCAGAAAUUGAAAUCAUGAAAUCUGUAGACCACCCCUAUGUUAUUAAACUUCUGCACCUAAUCGAGACUACAAAACAUACUUUCAUAAUUAUGGAGUAUGCCUCGGGAGGAGAGCUGCUGGACAUGAUUCUUGAAUUUGGAUGCCUAGCAGAGGAGGAUUCCCGUAGACUAUUCAAACAAAUAGUGUGUGCCGUUGAAUACUGUCACCAGAAAGGAAUUGCCCACAGGGACCUAAAGCCUGAAAAUAUCUUAGUGGACGGCAAAGGAAACAUAAAACUUUGUGAUUUUGGGCUGAGCACCAAGGUGACUAUGGGGCAGAAGCUGAAGGAUGGUUGUGGGACCCUCUCUUACUGUGCCCCCGAACUCUUUGAAUGUAAAGCCUAUGAUGGUUUCUCCAUUGAUGUCUGGAGCUUGGGUGUGAUACUCUAUUACAUGUGCACAGGAUGCCUGCCUUUCCAGGGCCAUACCCAGGAAGUAACAAAGCGGAAAAUUUUGGUAGGAGCAUACUCCAUGAAAUUCAGGCUCUCACCAGAGUUUUGGGAGACGAUUGCUAAGUUGCUAACUAUAAACCCUAAACAAAGGCCAAGAGUAGGUGACAUCAUGAACUUCACAUGGUUAAAGGAUGAUGGUGAAGACUCUCCCUACUCCUUUGAAGACAACUCUGACAGCCCCCCAGACCCCACUGUAAUGGUCAUCAUGGGUGCCAUAGGAUACAAGCAACAAGAGAUAGAGGAAUCUUUACAGGAGAGAAAGUUUGAUGAGAUAAUGGCUACCUACCUUAUUCUUAAGCUACAGUCACCCUGGGGGGACAACUUUCUAGAAAAUUCCCUGCCCUGGCAGUCUGACCAAACCUUGACCCUUAAAGAUCCAACUCCGAAAGCACAAAAGACUAUAAAUAGGCCAUCUAGUGUCCCUUCCCUAACAACCUUCAUUUUAUCCACUCCUGAGAAUGACAAAAAUUGUAAUGGGAAGAAGAGUACACUGUCCACCCUCAGCUUCUUGGACAAGAAGGAAAGCCCUGAUCUUAAAAUCCACCCCCAGUGUGGCCAUGACACUCAUUUCAUGGGCAGCAGCUCCAGAGACAGAGAGAACAGUGCUAGCUCUGGUGUCAUAUGGACCAGAAUGUCUUCAGAGGACACACCACUGGAAACCCACUACGGCCAGUCAUCCUUGGACAAGUCCAAGGCUGGUUCUAACAAUUCAAUGAACAAGGUAUCAUCACAGGAUGUUUUGUCUCAUCUUGUGGAAGAAGGCCAGCAUAAGAAAAUCAAUGCACCAGGUGAAAAUAUCCACCCAUCUCUCCCCCAAAUUUCACCUCAGGAGGAGCUCACGGGACAAUCUUAUGAAGUGACUAUGGCUAGAUCAGAGACUGUGACCUCACAGGAUAGAUCAUUUUCAUUCUCUAGCAGUGAGGAUCUACAGGAAAAAGAGGCCAGCCCUUCCUCCCCACAUGCAUACCAGAGACAUCUCAGGGGUGGGUGCAAGAUUACACCCGAAGCACCCUUCAGAGAGCGGACCUGGAGCAUCUUGAAGAAUGGCGUUGUGAGAAGCCUGAGGAGGUUAUACUGCUGCUUAUCAAUGAAAAAGAGAAAAUUAGCCAACAACAAAGUCAUGCCUAUGGGCUGA
Molecule: messenger RNA, 1821 nt
Organism: Acomys russatus (golden spiny mouse)
Lineage: Eukaryota; Metazoa; Chordata; Mammalia; Rodentia; Muridae
Product: sperm motility kinase X-like
Exons: 1
Coding region: 1-1821 (606 amino acids)
Biological process (GO): microtubule cytoskeleton organization; intracellular signal transduction; protein phosphorylation
Cellular component (GO): cytoplasm
Molecular function (GO): ATP binding; protein serine/threonine kinase activity; tau-protein kinase activity
Source: RefSeq, a predicted model, not a curated record